Messenger RNA from Amyelois transitella, 1373 nucleotides. RefSeq lists its product as uncharacterized. Lineage: Eukaryota; Metazoa; Arthropoda; Insecta; Lepidoptera; Pyralidae. The transcript has 5 exons. The record is from RefSeq and is a predicted model, not a curated record. The coding region runs from base 152 to 985 and encodes 277 amino acids.
UAAUCUUAGAUACAUUUGAAUCGUUUGUCUUGGCGAUAACGUCAUCGUGGGAAACGUACGCGUUCUACGAAGCAUCCUGCGGCUUCAUGACGUCUGCAGGAAAAACUUGUAUAAAUAGGUUGGCAUUGUGAGUCCUUCGCCAGUAAACACGAUGGGAUUCAGGUGCGUGGUGGUCGCUUUAGCGCUUUCGAGCGUCGCGUUCGCGUCGCCUUCAGUGCGGGAUAACACCCUGGAUGGCGGGGAGAGAGUGGUCCUAGUCGCCCCGGUGUUGGCUCCCCCAAAAGACUCGAAGACUCAUGCGACAGACCGGUCUAGACAGUUCCCAAUCCUGGUGUUGUUAGCUCCACAAAAUCCGGAAAAAGUGCGGCUAGAGCCUGAACCCAAAUCGCUGGAUAGGAACCCGAGACCUAUCUACGUCCAGAAAUUGGAAGAUCAGCACCCGCCCCUAGAGGGUCGCAGCAACCGGCAAAAGCGCCAUCUGUUUUUGAAAAAGAAAAUUUUGGGCGUCGGCGGUGGCGGUGGCGGGAUCGCCUUUGGGGGAGGAUUCGGCGUCAUUGGCGGUGGUUACGGCGGACAUGGUUACGAAGGCUAUGGACAUGGAGGAGGCCCCGCGAAGACAGUCGUUGUUGUUAAAGAAAUAGGGCACGGUGGUUACGGCGGCGGUAAUUACGGCCACGGCGGCCAGGGAGGGGGUUAUGGAGGCGGUUACGGAGGAGGUUUCGGAGGCGGCUUCGGAGGAGGCUAUGGCGGAGGCGGCGGCGGCGGAGGCGGUGGCGGAUACGGCGGUGGAUAUGGCGGAGGCGGCGGCGGUGGAGGUGGAGGUGGUUAUGGUGGCAACUCAGGUUAUCAACAACCUAUAUACCACCAAGGAGGCGGCUGUAAUACAUGCGGAGGCUAUGGGGGCGGUAGCCAGGCUUCAGCGACGGCUACUGCGACUGCCACAGCGACAGCGAACGCCGGAUCUUACGGAUACGGAAAACGCUAAGAACCGCCAGUUGUUGUUCCAGUGAACUGUGAUUGUGAUGUUAAGACUUUGUGAUAAUUGACCAGAACUUACAAGCCCGUGGACCAAGGAAGACUGGCAAGAACCAAGAUAACAAAAAAAUAAUUAACCAUAAUAUUUACACCAUUUUUUGUUAAAAUAGAUUUUUUGACACAUGCUUUUGCUGACAUUGUAAUAAUUAGUAAUUUUUUUGGAUCUGAACCAAUAUGAUUAUGAGUAUUUGUUUUAAAAUUUUGCUCAACUUACUGCAACAAUCAAUUUUACUUACCAAGUCCUUAUUAGAAUUGCUUAUUUUUGUAAGCAUUUGGAAAUAAGCUUGCGCUUGCAAUACUUAUGUAAGUUUGUUAUAAAUAAAGACUAGAAUUAUUUA